Molecule: messenger RNA, 967 nt
Organism: Drosophila virilis
Lineage: Eukaryota; Metazoa; Arthropoda; Insecta; Diptera; Drosophilidae
Gene: Clc
Product: clathrin light chain
Biological process (GO): clathrin-dependent endocytosis; intracellular protein transport
Cellular component (GO): plasma membrane; clathrin coat of trans-Golgi network vesicle; synaptic vesicle membrane
Molecular function (GO): structural molecule activity; clathrin heavy chain binding
Source: RefSeq, a predicted model, not a curated record
CUACAAAGGUUUUUUUUUACAAAAAAAAUCUUGUGAAGAGUACGCACAUUAAAAAUUACCAUUUGUAUAUACGCAGAAAAUAAAAACUCAAAACAUAAACUAUUAAACCGUAAAAAACAACCAAAGCGAGUACAAUAUGGAUUUCGGUGAUGAUUUUGCUACCAAAGAGGAAGUCGAUCCAGCAGCAGAGUUUCUGGCCCGCGAGCAAUCGGUUCUGGGGGACCUCGAAGCGGAAAUAACUGGUGGAUCUGCAACAAAUGCAGCUGCAGCUGUAGCACCUGCAACUGACGAUGGAUUGCUUGGCGGAUUAGUCAGCGCCGGUGCUGAGCUGGGCAGCGAACUAACUGCAAACAUUGGAGGUGGUUUCGAAUCGUCGACGGGCAGCUUCGAAGUCAUUGGAAGCGAGUCGAACGAACCGGUUGGAAUCUCAGGACCGCCGCCGUCGCGUGAAGAGCCCGAGAAAAUACGCAAAUGGCGGGAGGAACAAAAACAGCGGCUGGAGGAAAAGGACCUUGAAGAGGAACGCAAGAAAGAGGAGCUACGUCAGCAGUCCAAGAAAGAGCUGGACGACUGGCUUCGCCAGAUUGAGGAUUCCAUUUCCAAAACAAAACUAUCGUCUCGCAACGCUGAGGUGCAAGCCGCAUCACUGGAGAAUGGGGCUGUUGAGCCAGGCACCGAGUGGGAGCGCAUUGCCAAGCUGUGCGACUUCAAUCCUAAAGUCAAUAAAUCAGGCAAAGAUGUCUCACGGAUGCGGUCCAUUUAUCUGCAUCUAAAGCAGAAUCCCAUACAAGUGCAGAAAAUCGCCUAAGAGACACGUAAACCAAUUAAUCAAAUUUGGAUAUUUCGAUUCUGAUAAAAGUAUUUUUUGUAAAUUCCAAUUAUAUUAAAUAUAUAUUACUUUAAUUUUGCCUCUAUUAUAUGAUAAUAUUCAUAACGAAUAAAAAAGAAUCAGACACAUAAAUGUAAA